Sporothrix schenckii 1099-18 is the source of this 225-nucleotide messenger RNA. RefSeq lists its product as uncharacterized. Lineage: Eukaryota; Fungi; Ascomycota; Sordariomycetes; Ophiostomatales; Ophiostomataceae. The transcript has a single exon. Bases 1 to 225 code for a protein of 74 amino acids. The record is from RefSeq and is a predicted model, not a curated record.
AUGUCCGGUCCUGCCAGCUGGGACGAGAAAGGACUGUGGGAAAGAAAACAGAAAACCUGUCGGGCGAAACAAGGCGCAGACCAGGCCAGUUACCAGAUGUGCAAACGACACACAACACGGGCAGGGUUGAGUCUGGGCUCGACGGGCUCGGGCAGGGCUCUCCAAUUACAGCUCAGUUUGGCGCCGAAAAUUGUUCAAAAUGGCUUCUGGGGACGUUCUGCUUGA